AUGGUAACUGUAAGUGCUACCAACAUAAUGUUGGAUCAACUGUAUUCGAAAAGUGAUUCGAAGAAAUUAGCACGACAGAAUAGUGGGCCAUAUUCUUCCGCCACUACUCCCAUUUCUUCUAGCAGUAAUUCGAUUUCCGGUAUUUUGAUAAAAUACGAGAUUGACGAAACUUUGGAAAUCAAAGAGAAAAGCAUGCAAGGUCAUGAGACUGCUGACAACAAUCUGCGGACCCAGAAGAAUGAGAAAAUUCCAGAAUCAAAACAGAAACCAGAAAAAGAAUACAAAUGCGAAAAGUGUGCUCGAACCUAUACACAACAAUCUCUUUUGACUCACCAUCAAAAAUACUUAUGCGACAUGGUCUCAAAGGUCACAUGUCAAUUCUGCUUCAAAGAGUUUACACGGAAAAGUAGUUUGAACCGUCAUGUGGACUCUUUACAUCUUAAAACAAAUUUACAGGCAACAGAAACCAAGCAUUAUUGUGACACAUGUACUCGAAGUUACGUUCGGUUGAGUGAUUUAGUUCGACAUAAACGUUUAGAACAUGCAGCAAUCAAGCCACAAUUUAUUUGUGAUUUUUGCGGAUAUCAAACGACUGUGAAAAGAACCUUGGCAGUUCACAUUCAUUCACGCCACUUACCGAAAUCGAAACGAAAACGUAUUUGCGACAUAUGUUCGCGAAGCUUUACUUGGUUAAGUACUUUAAAUCGCCAUAAACGUUUAGAACAUGCAGAAGUCAAACCUCCAUUUAUUUGCAGUUUUUGCGGAUAUAAAUCGAAAUUGAAAAGAAGCUUGUUAGAACACAUUUCUUUACGACACUUAAAGUCACCGAAAUCGAAUAAUAUUCUUGAAGUUAUAAAUGGUUAAGUGCUUUAAAUCGAUAUAAAAGUUUAGACCAAUCUAUAUUCCAGCCACAAUUUAUUUGCGACUAUUGUGGCUACAAAACGAAUAUGAAAAAUAGCUUGUCAAAAGAUUACUACACUCAACCUCAAGUCAUUCAGUAAUACAUAAAAAAAACAGUUUUGCGUUCCAUCAUAGGCGUACCUCAAAUAAAAAUUUUGCAAUCACUACAUAAUACUCAGUUUUACAUUUCUAAGUUUCCAAAU
Messenger RNA from Belonocnema kinseyi, 1103 nucleotides. RefSeq names its product zinc finger protein 506-like. NCBI's taxonomy places the organism in Eukaryota, Metazoa, Arthropoda, Insecta, Hymenoptera, Cynipidae. The transcript has 3 exons. Bases 1 to 864 code for a protein of 287 amino acids. The record is from RefSeq and is a predicted model, not a curated record.